This is a messenger RNA of Dendrobium catenatum, 1658 nucleotides long. RefSeq lists its product as uncharacterized. NCBI's taxonomy places the organism in Eukaryota, Viridiplantae, Streptophyta, Magnoliopsida, Asparagales, Orchidaceae. The record is from RefSeq and is a predicted model, not a curated record. Bases 94 to 1500 code for a protein of 468 amino acids. The transcript is spliced from 5 exons.
UUCUAAAAGGAGACACGCCCGACUUAUUGCCGCUGGGCCUCAUCUUUUUGUCCCAGAAAAAAGUUGAAGAGAACCAAAAGAAGCAGAGCGUACAUGUCGACGAAGAGAACGAAAUGGCAUCCUCCGCCGCCGCCGACUCCGAGAAUCCUCAAUUUUCCUCGCCGUAGCCGUCUUUUAAGGCCGGAGAAGCACAGAGCUAAGUUGCCGGUGGCGACAAAACCGAAUCUCGAAGCCCUCAUGCGCCAGGAGAGUCGUCGAUGCAGGGGAGAAGAGAGGAGAGCGAAAGUGGAGGAGUCGUAUUCGUCGCCGUCAGGAGAGAUAACGAGAGAUUCGGCAGAGGAUAAGUGGAAAUUCCAGGCUGAUGUCCUCCGCGCGGAAUGCAAUUUUCUGCGGAUGGAGCGGGAGGUUGCGCUCCGGAAGUUGGAUAGGAACAGAGUACAGAUGGAGUCCGCCUUGACGUCUUUGAUGGAAACGAUGAUUUCAGGAAGAAAGAAGAUCGACGGGAGGUGCGGGAACGCGCCGAUGGCGCUGGAUGAGGAGAUCGAGGAGAUACUGGCAAAGCUGGAGGAGAUCCAUGGAGGGUUUCGAUGGACAAAACUGAAGGUCGGUCGGUCUGGUGGAAACUUUGAUCGGUGUGCAUCUUCGCUUCGUCGGCGGCUGGCAACGAUGGAAGAGGUGACGAGCGUGAAAGAGAUAAGAGAAAUCUCCUAUCAGAUCGCCGAGCCCGCCAUUUCUUCUAAAGGGAAUAAGGUGGCUCUGCUUGCAUUUGAUCGAAUGUGUAAAUUCCCAGAUGUCGAGAAGCUGAGGAUGAAAAUGGAGGGGUUAUCAAAAGGAAUGAUGGAGAGGAUGGAGGAGCACGGGUUGCUUUCUCUGUCUUUCGAGUCUUCCCCGUCGGCCGCCGCAGCUGAAGCCGGCCGUGGCAACGCACGCCAUGGAUUGUUUGACAAGGAAGUUAGAGCAGUGGCCGAUCGCCGCCGUCCUCUUCGCCAGACUGAAGAGCUUGGGUCAGUAAAGCAAUUAGAGACCAUUGGCGUUGGAAGGUGCUGCAACUGCAAGAACUUAGUGGAUAAGAUCGCACAGCAGGUAAUGGCCGAAGCAGAGCAGUGCGGCGAGAUGCAGGCGAUGCUCGACAAAGUCAAGACCGACAUGGAAGAGCUUCGUUCGUCCAGAGACCACUGGGAGCACCGUGCCCUCUCCUCCGAACUCAAAUUCCGUUCCCUCCACUCUCAGAUGUUGGAGUGGAAGAAAAGGGCUCUUGAAUCAGAAAAAAUAGCAAAAGAGCUUGGUAGAGCUGAGGCUUCAUCUCUGCCAACUUUGUCUGAUCAAUUGGAUUCGGAGAUUUGCAGAUUGAAGCAGCUAAAGAUCAGAGAAAAGCAGCGGAAAUCUUUGGAAUUUCAAUCUGUGAAGGAGAAGCAUGUUGUUGUGUGCCAACGGCGUUCACCCUUUCAGGAGAUUGGGAAUCUGCCUUCCAAAAACUCCACUGCGAGAAUGUUUCGGUAACUUGAGAAAUAGCUUAUCUAUCUCUUUUACUUCAAUUCUGUUUUUUGCUUUUUUUUUUUCAGGGUCAUUAAAGUUUAAGGCUAAUCGUUAACAAAUUCUAAAACAGAAUAUGUAUUUCAUGAGACAGUUGAAAAUUUUGUUCGUGUAGAAAUAUUAAA